Molecule: messenger RNA, 927 nt
Organism: Pterocles gutturalis (yellow-throated sandgrouse)
Lineage: Eukaryota; Metazoa; Chordata; Aves; Pterocliformes; Pteroclidae
Gene: FNDC11
Product: chromosome unknown open reading frame, human C20orf195
Exons: 1
Coding region: 1-927 (308 amino acids)
Molecular function (GO): protein binding
Source: RefSeq, a predicted model, not a curated record
AUGGCGAAUGAAUCUGAAAAUAAUUUGGAGAGUACUGCAGGCAGCGAGGAAGGACCAAACAAUGCCAGCUGGGAGCUGUACUUGGAAAGGAAAAACUCUCUUCUGGGGUUCCUGCACUCCCAACUGGACCCCCAGCUCCUCCAGUACCACCAGAGCAAGGUGGAGCAUCUGAAGAGGUGUUACUUUUACUUGGAGAUUGAGCCCAAGCAGACGCACUUCAGAGACAACAACAAUGCGAUACAGCUGGUGGAGGUCCUGAGACUAAUAGACCCCUGGGAGCUCCAGAAGAUGAAGCAGCUGGGAAAAACCCAGACUGAAAUCCAGCUGUCCCUUCUGACGGAGCUGCUGGAACAGUUGGAACGAGGUCGGGAGGAGCUGAGCUGCUACGCAGAGACCUGUGAGGCGCCAGCCUUCCUCGCCGGGUGGCACUGGGUCACGCAGAGAGUGUCCGAGCUCCUCAAGUACAUGGAAACUCUCGUUUCCGUGGAAGUACCAGGAAAGCUCUAUGUCAAACAGCAGCUGGUGUCACACAGCUUCCAGGGAGGUCUGCGACUCCCCAGCAUCAGCCUUUCUCUCUCUGUGAAGACGCCACCGAUUUUUGAUCCUGAGAAAUCAUCCGCGCAGCAGAACUCAGCCAGGCUCCAGUGGUUCACUGAAAAUCAAGAGUCAGACCUCGACCAAUACGAGCUGGAAUGUGAGUUACUGAUACGCGACAGUCGGAGAGAGAUGGGAUAUGGCAGGAUUCAGACUGUCACCUCCAACACGUGCGUGGUCCACGGCCUGGAGCCUGGCAGAUCGUACAAGUUCAAAAUCAGAAGAUCCGACACCGGCUUCCUUGUCUACGCGAAAUGGUUCGACAGCAUCGUACUGACGACAAAACCGAUGGCCGUUCAAGUUGUGGACAGGAGCGCUCGUCCACAAGGCUGA